Schizosaccharomyces octosporus yFS286 is the source of this 7291-nucleotide messenger RNA. Its product is annotated as phosphatidylinositol kinase Tor1. Gene Ontology annotation, cellular component: nucleus; TORC2 complex; TORC1 complex. The transcript has a single exon. Lineage: Eukaryota; Fungi; Ascomycota; Schizosaccharomycetes; Schizosaccharomycetales; Schizosaccharomycetaceae. Gene Ontology annotation, molecular function: protein binding; protein-containing complex binding; protein serine/threonine kinase activity. The record is from RefSeq and is a predicted model, not a curated record. Gene Ontology annotation, biological process: protein phosphorylation; negative regulation of macroautophagy; TOR signaling. The coding region runs from base 290 to 7291 and encodes 2333 amino acids.
UUACACUACAGUAUGUAAUGUUCGUCCACUCACUCACGAAGUUCAUAAGGGUAUUAUUAGAAGGAAAAGGAUAACUUCUAGUCAUUCCACAUUAUAACAAGAUCUGCUUGUGCAAGCAAAUAAUUGAGCGUAAGCAUUAUUUGUUUGCAAAUGAUAUUAUCAAAAAUUCUAUUUGAUCACGAUAAAAAGUUCUAAUAGUUGUACGACUUGAAUGCGCGCUGUGUUUGAACAAAUAUCGAGUUGCAUUUCAAUAGAUAUCUACAUGGUUAACUCAACCUGAUAUUGAUUGAUGGAGUGUUUUGCUGAUUUACUAAGUAAAAAUGAGAGCGUUCAGGUUACGGCGGCCGAAGAUUUAAAGGACUUUGUGCAUAGUUCUACAAAAGAACUUUCGGGAGAAUCACUGGCUCGAUUUAAUAACGAAAUUAAUCGGAGGAUUUUUGAACUCAUUCACAGUCAUGAUAUUCAUGAACGUUUCGGUGGUAUCCUUGCAAUUGGGAAACUAAUCGAAUAUGAAAGCGAUGGAGAUAUCACGAACUUAUCGCGUUAUGCAAAUUAUUUGCGUAUGACACUUCCAAGUACGGAUUUCCGUACUAUGGAACUUUCUGCGAAAGUACUUGGGCAGCUGGCUGCUUUAGGUGGAACACUGGCAGCCGAGCUUGUUGAGUUUGAAGUGCAACGUGCAUUUGAAUGGCUUCAAGGGGAUCGACAGGAGCAAAAACGGAUGGCGUCUGUACUAAUUUUGAAGUCUCUGGCUCAAAACUCACCCACCUUAGUUUAUUUGUAUAUAAGUGAAAUUUUCCAAAAUCUGUGGAUAACCCUUCGUGAUCCCAAGCCUUCAAUUCGAGAAACUGCCGCAGAUGCUUUAGGUGCUUGUUUAGAUGUUGUUUGCCAGCGUGAGGCCAAGGUUCAAUUACAGUGUUUUAGCAAAGUGCUAUUGCAAGCUGAAUUUGGGCUGCGGCAAUCCAGUGUGGAAUAUUUGCAUGGAAGUUUGCUCGCUUAUAAAGAACUUUUUGAAAAGUCAGGUUCGUUUAUUCGUGAACACUAUGUUGCAUUCUGUGAUUUGGUACUUCGCUUACGCGAGCAUCGCGACGGGACUAUACGCCGUUCAAUCUUAUUGCUACUGCCUACUUUGGCAGAGUAUAAUCCCAGUAAGUUUCAACUAAGGUACUUAGAUCCUUUCAUGGUUUACCUGCUAUCCCAAAUCCGAAAAGACAAAGAGAAACCGCUCGCUUUUGAAGCUAUUGGAAGAAUUGCGAUGGCUGUCAAGGAAGCUAUGAUCCCGUAUCUACAGAGCAUUCUGUUAGUUAUUCGUGAUACUUUGACUACUAAAGUAAGAGAUAAACACCAACAAGAAAAACCAGUUUUCGAAUGUAUAGGUAUGCUUGCCGCUGCUGUUAAAUUGGAAUUGUUGGAAGAUUCGCGUAGUCUUUUAGGUCUAAUAUUUUCUUGCGAGUUAAGUAUACAUUUACGGCAAGCACUUGUUAAGAUGGCUGAGAACAUUCCUCCUUUACUUGCUCCUGUUCAAGAACGUUUGUUAAAUAUGGUUAGUCAGAUUCUUACUGGAAAAAAUUUCGAGAUUCGAAACAACGACACCUAUACUCCAAGCUUUACAAAUUUAUAUUCAGCAAAAGAAAAUAAUCAACGUUGUAAGAACGUUGAGCCUAUUAUUCUGGCUUUGGAAACGUUAGGUACCUUCAAUUUUACGGGAUAUUCGCUGAUUAGUUUCACGCAAGAGUCAGUUUUAUCCUAUCUCGAUAACGACAAUCCUGAAGUUCGUAUCGCGGCCGCCAGGACGUGCUGCCAAGUUUUUGCUAGAGAUCCUGUAUGUCGUAAAACUACUCCUUUAGCUAUAGAGUCUGUCGCCGAAGUACUUGAGAAGCUUCUUACCUUAGGAAUUGCAGAUUCGGACCCCCGAAUAAGAGAAACUGUGCUCUCAUUGCUAGACGAGCGGUUUGAUCGUCAUUUGGCUCAUCCUGAUAACAUUCGUUGCCUUUUCAUAGCUUUAAAUGAUGAGGUAUUUUCUAUUCGUGAGAUUGCUAUUGUAAUCAUUGGGCGACUCGCGUUAUACAAUCCGGCUCAUGUCAUGCCUUCUUUGCGAAAAACAAUAAUACAGUUGCUUUCCGAUUUAGAGUAUUCAGGGAACAGCCGUCAAAAAGAAGAAAGUGCUCAGUUGCUAAAACUACUUGUUUCCAAAGCUCGAAUGCUCAUAAAGCCUUAUAUUGAAUCCAUAAUGCACGUUAUUUUACCGAAAGCUUCCGAUCCUAGUCCAGGAGUAUCUUCUGCGAUUAUAUCUGCUUUAGGUGAAUUAGCAAGUGUAGAAGGAGACGACAUUCCUGCUGACGUUCGGUCUUCUUUUAUGAACCUCAUCUUAUUCAGUCUUCAAGACCAAAGCUCAACUCUAAAACGGUUGGCAUCUUUAAAAUGUUUGAGACAACUCUGUGGUGCUUCCGGUUACGUUAUUGAGCCGUACAUGGAUUAUCCUUAUUUAUUAAACAUAUUAAUCGAGAUAUUACAAUCGGAACAACCAACACCUAUAAAAAGAGAAGUUUUAAGGACCUUAGGUGUCUUAGGAGCGCUUGAUCCUUAUACUUAUUUGGCUACCGAGCAAUGUUCCGAUAAGUUACAGAAAAGUCAGUCUACACAUCAAAGCUUUUUUUCUCAUUUGCCGAGCUCUCAGUAUGACUCUUUAGAGAACUAUGCUAUGGUUGCCGUUGUUACCUUGGUUCAGAUUCUUAAAGACAGCUCUCUAGCAAUGCAUCAUACGUCUGUUGUUCAAGCAGUAAUGCAUAUAUGCUCCCAACUGAAGUUUAAAUCUGUUGCUUUUCUUCCUCAGUUAGUCCCUACAUUUUUGCAGGUAAUGACAAGCUUGUCCCCUUCAUCUGUUGAAUUGUAUUUUCAACAACUUACAACUCUGACUUCUAUAGUGGGACCGAAAAUAAAGGAUUAUAUAUCUGAAAUUUUCAAUUUAUCGAAAACUUUUUGGGAUACAUCUACUUCACUUUUACUUGUAAUAAUAGAUUUGAUUGAUUCGAUCGCCGUUGCAUUGGAAGAUGAGUUCAAGUUCUAUUUACCACAAAUUCUUUCUCAUAUGUUGAAGUCCUUCUCUUCGGAUACAUCAUCAACUAGGGUGAUUUCCUAUAAAAUAUUACAGUCAUUUGUCAUUUUUGGAUCUAAUAUUGAAGAAUACAUGCACUUAGUACUGCCGGUUAUCAUUAGAAGCUUCGAACGUGACACGGUUCCAUUACAAUUUCGGAAGAGUGCAUUGAAGUGUAUCUCGCAACUUUUGCAUCUAGUUAACUUUUCCGAUCAUGCCUCUCGAAUUAUUCAUCCUUUAGUUCGCAUGCUGACAAAGUCAAACAGUGAAUUGAAAAUGGUCAUAAUGGACACAUUGUGUUCCGUGGUUUCCCAGCUAGGUUAUGACUAUGCAGUAUUUAUUCCUAUGGUUAAUAAGGUUCUCGUACAUCACAAAAUUACCCACCAAACUUAUGACCUUCUUGUCUCAAAAUUACUCAAAGGUGAAUCCUUACCAAAGGACUUAAUAGCCAAUGAAUUUCAGCAGAUAUCUUCUUUAAAAUUUGAAUUGGAGGACCCACCUUUGACCAAAUUACCCGUAGAUCAAUCGUCUUUAAAAGCUUCAUGGGAAGCGUCACAGAAACUCACUCGAGAUGAUUGGCAAGAUUGGAUACGAAGACUCAGCGUCGAGCUAUUGAAGGAAUCGCCCUCUUCAGCGUUAAGGUCUUGUUCUAGUCUGGCUGGAAUCUACCAUCCGCUUUCCCGCGAUUUAUUCAACGUCAGUUUUCUUUCUUGUUGGGAUGAGUUAAGUGCCAGUAAUAAAAGAAGUUUAGUCAAAUCAAUUGAGACGGCAUUAAAUGCGCCGAACAUAUCAGUUGAAAUUUCUCAAAUUUUACUUAAUCUUGCGGAAUAUAUGGAGAGAGAAGACAACGCUCUUCCGAUAUCUAUUGAAGCAUUAAGUGCACAUGCUUCAAAAGCUAACGUGUACGCCAAAGCCUUACAUUACACUGAAUUACAAUUUAUGGAUGAAACAAAAGAAGAUGUCAGUAUUGGCACUAUUGAAUCGUUGAUUACGAUAAACAAUCAUCUUCAACAAUCCGAUGCAGCUGUUGGCAUGUUACAAUACGCGAAGCAACAUAAACAAUUUAACCUUAAGGAAACUUGGUACGAGAAACUGCAGAGAUGGGAUGAUGCUUUAGCUGCUUAUGAGAUGCGAGAAGCUGAAGGUGAACACUCAUUUGAAAUCAGUUUUGGGAAACUUCGCUGCUAUUUUGCUUUAGGUGAUUGGGAUCAUCUUUCACAUUUGGCUCAGGAGACUUGGGUAAUAUCUGAACAAGAACAUCGUGAAGCUAUUGCUCCACUUGCAGCUGCUGCUGCAUGGGGUCUUGGUCAGUGGGAUUUAAUCGGUGAAUAUGUCAGUGCCAUGGAUAGAGAACCUCAAGAGAAAGAGUUUUUUUCCGCUAUCCAUGCCGUGCAUAAGCGGCAGAAUGAAAAGGCUUAUUUACAUAUUGAAAGACAUCGGGAUAUACUUGUCAAUGACCUUUCUUCUAUAAUUAGAGGAAGCUACAAUCGUGCAUAUGGUAUAAUGGUAAAGUCCCAGAUGUUAUCGGAAUUAGAAGAAAUUAUCGAGUACAAGAAUAAUGAAUCAUUUGAGGGGAAUUCGGAUUCUUUGAAAAAAACUUGGAAAAAACGACUUCAGGGAUGCCAGAAAAACGUUGAUGUAUGGCAUAAUACCUUACGUUUCAGAGCUCUUGUAUUUUCUCCUACACAUUCUCCUGAAAUGUGGAUCGAAUUGGCCAAUUUGUGCCGUAGAUCUGAUCGACUGAAGUUGGCUGGUAAAUGCUUGAACUACCUAAUGGGCCGUGAUCCAUCAAAACCGUACCCAAUCGAUUCUUUAAAAUCUAUAAAUCCACGAGUUGUAUAUACAUAUUUGAAAUUUUUAUGGGCAAAUAACAAUAAAGAGGUUGCUGUGGCAGGCUUAGAAGAAUUCACGAGUUAUUUAUAUUCAAGAAACAAAAGCAAUAGGACUAUACCGUUUAUGGAUUUAGAUGAAUUGUCAAAUGACUAUGAAGUCAGCGAUGAACAAUCAUUUCUUGCAAGAUGCUUUCAUAAACAGGGAAAAUGGAAGAAGAUGUUGCAGAGGUCUAUGUCAAAGGAAGAUGUCACAGAAAUACUAAUUUCUUAUUAUAAUGCGACUAUAUGUGACAAAACUUGGUAUAAAGCUUGGCAUUCUUGGGCACUUGUGAAUUUUGAAGUUGUUGGGUAUUAUGAGCAAUCGGACGCAGGCAUUGGGAGCGAAAUGUAUUCGCAAUAUAUUGUUCCAGCGAUUAGAGGAUUCUUCAAGUCAGCUGCUCUCAGUCCAAGGAAUUCUUUGCAGGAUAUUUUGCGAUUAUUAAAUUUAUGGUUCAAAUUUGGAGAACACAAAGAUGUUUCUGCUGCGAUCACAGAAGGGUUCUCAAACGUGCCUAUGGAUACGUGGUUGGAGGUAAUUCCACAACUAAUUGCUCGAAUCCAUACGUCCAGUACGUCAGUUCGUUCUUCUGUUCAUCAACUGUUGUCGGAUAUCGGACGAGUUCACCCUCAGGCAUUGGUUUACUCCUUAACGGUGUCUUCCAAGUCUACUAAUAUUCAACAAAAGCAUUCUGCUAAGUCUAUUAUGGAUAAUAUGCUUUCACAUAGUGAUACUUUGGUACGUCAAGCUCUUUUAGUCAGUCAUGAAUUGAUUCGCGUUGCUAUAUUAUGGCACGAACUAUGGUAUGAAGGUUUAGAAGAAGCUUCUCAAGCAUAUUUUACAGAGCAUAAUACUUCUUUGAUGAUUGAAAUUAUUACACCUCUUCAUGAGAUAUUAGAAAAGGGACCGUCUACAUUAUCGGAAGUCUCAUUUGCGCAGUCAUUUGGUUACGAUCUUCGCCGAGCCAAAAAUUGUUGGAAGAGGUACUUAAGGAGUGAUGAUUUAACAGAGCUGAAUCAGUCUUGGGAUAUAUAUUAUCAAGUUUUCAGACGUAUCCAAAGACAGUUGCCUAAAAUUAAGCAUAUAGAAUUGCAGUAUGUAUCUCCGAAGCUUCUGGACGCUUCCAAUUUGGAGUUAGCUGUACCAGGAACAUAUGGACAUAAUAAACCUGUGAUCAAAAUUGCUCAUUUUCAUCGCAAAUUUGAGGUUAUAUCUUCUAAACAGAGACCCCGGCGGUUUACUAUACGCGGUAGUGACGGAAAGGAUUAUCAAUAUCUUUUGAAGGGACACGAAGAUUUGAGACAAGAUGAGCGAGUUAUGCAAUUAUUUGGAUUGUGUAAUACUUUGUUAACAACUGACUCAGAGACCUUUAAGAGACGACUUAGUAUAGAACGGUAUCCUGUCAUACCUUUGUCUCCAAACUCAGGAUUACUUGGAUGGGUGCCUCAUAGUGACACUCUGCACUCGUUGAUUCGCGAUUUUCGUGCCAAGCGACAUAUCAUGUUGAACCACGAAUAUCGCAUGAUGCUACAAAUGGCGCCUGAUUAUGAUAGCUUGACCCUUUUACAAAAGCUAGAAGUUUUUGAGUAUGUUUUGGCAAACACGGAUGGCCAUGACUUAUAUCAUUUACUUUGGCUCAGAAGUCCCAACUCAGAAGCAUGGUUAGAUCGAAGGAUCAGUUUCACCCAAAGUCUAGCAUUAAUGUCGAUGGUAGGCUACAUAUUAGGCUUGGGCGAUAGACACCCUUCAAACUUAAUGAUGGAUCGAUAUACAGGUAAAAUUAUUCACAUUGAUUUCGCCGAUUGUUUUGAAGUCGCUAUGCAUAGAGAUAAGUUCCCCGAGCACAUACCCUUUAGACUCACUCGUAUGCUUAUCAACGCCAUGGAGGUAAGUGGCAUCCAAGGGACCUAUACUAUCACAUGCGAACAUGUUAUGAGAGUCUUGAGAUCCAACACUGAAUCUUUAAUGGCGGUUUUGGAAGCGUUUGUUUAUGAUCCUUUAAUUAACUGGAGACUCAUGACGAAGGGUUCUUUUGGAGUUACGACGACUCUAAAAGCCGGGUCAAGUAGUGUGGAAGAGAAGAGUCGUUCUUUUGUUCAUCGAAUCCGCCAUUUGGACUAUGCCAAUGAAGAUAAAAAUAAUGGAUCUGAAAACUUAAAUGAAAGAUCUAUCCAAGUCCUGAAACGGGUAUCUAAUAAACUGACCGGAAAAGAUUUUCAUUUUACAGAAGAAUUGCCUGUUAAAACACAAGUAGAAAGACUGAUCCAACAAGCUACAGCGCCCGAAAAUCUUUGUCGUUGCUACGUGGGUUGGUGCAGUUUCUGGUAA